GUCCUGCGGAAAGCGCUCCGGGCGGGGCGCGUGGAGCAGAGGCGCUACGGACCGAGAGUUCGGCGUGGUGACGGUCGGCCUUUCCUCGGGUCGGGUGGCUGGGGCCGGGGACCCGACCGACCCAGCGGAAUUCCUACUGCGGACGAUCACGGCGUGUGGUGUGCCUGUGAAAAAAGAUGCGAAUGGUCUGGGGCCUAAAUGAAUCCUUAUUAGGCUUCCCAAGUCGGCGUUGCUUACUUCUGGCACAGCCAGCUCUUUGUGAGCGCCGAUCUGUAAUUCAGGCUUUGAAGUGGUUUCCGGGUGGUCGCCGAAGAAGGGAAACAGAUGUGUGCUGUUACCGUCAGCCGAUAAGCAGAAGCAUUUCUUGUGUCUGUUUCUUGGGAGUGUCAGACAAGUAUAGUAACACUUUGCAUUGCUAGUUCCACGAGGUUGGUGUACCUAUGAUACAUGCUUUAGAAGCAGAACGUUUUAGUUCAAAGAAAAAAUGGCUCUCAGUCCAUCUGUAGUUCCUCAAGAAAGUGAAGAAAAUAAUGCAAACUGUGUAGAAACAAAACAGUCACAAACUGUUUCCAUUGCUUCAGAAGACCCCCUUCAGAACUUAUGCUUAGCGUCUCAGGAAGUUCUUCAUAAGGCUCAGCAAAGUGGGAGGUCACGGUGUCUCCAAUGUGGUGGCUCAAGGAUGUUCUACUGCUACACAUGCUGUGUCCCAGUGGAAAAUGUGCCCUCUGAGCAGAUCCCAUUCGUGCAGCUUCCACUAAAGAUUGAUAUCAUCAAGCAUCCAAAUGAAACAGACGGCAAAAGCACAGCUGUGCACGCAAAGCUCUUAGCGCCCGACUCUGUGAACAUUUACACAUAUCCAUGCAUUCCGGAGUACGAAGGGAAGGAUCACGAGGUUGUACUUGUUUUUCCUGGGCCUCAGUCUAUCUCAAUAAAAGAAGUCUCCUUCCAUCUACAAAAAAGGAUUGAAAGCAAAGGUAGAAACAAAGCUGACGACCUUGAUGUGCCACCUUGUAAACUCAAGAGGACUAAGGCCGAGGAAGGCUCUGAUUUGAGUGAAAGCAUGUGCAAAGGGCCAGAGUUGAAAAGAGUUGUCUUUAUUGACAGCACCUGGAACCAGACAAACCAGAUCGCCUCUGACGAGCGGCUACGGGAGUUAUUACAAGUUGAACUGAAAACAAGAAAAACUUGCUUUUGGCGCCAUCAAAAAGGAAAGCCAGAUACUUUCCUUUCCACAAUUGAAGCCAUUUAUUACUUCCUAGUAGACUACCAUAGUGCCAUGCGGAAAGAGAAGUACCGAGGACAGUAUGACAACCUUUUGUUCUUCUACUCUUUUAUGCACCGUUUGAUAAAGAAUGCCAGAGGCUCUGGAGAGAAGGCCAGAGCGAAGCUCAUCCAGUAGUUGUGCACACCCCGCUGGUGCUCUGCCGAUGCUGAGCGUGCCGCCGAGCCGUGUUCACUCUGGGGUACUGCUCAUGCGUGAUGCCCACGAGAGGACUCAGGAAGAUCCCAGCCUUGUUCAUCUUAUCAUAUUUUUUUAAAGGAAAAUUUGAAUUUUGGCAAUUUUUAAGAGAUGAUCCUGAUUGAAAGACAUAGACCAGAAGCUGUUUGCUCAGUUUUGGCAUAUCUUAUUUUUACUAUACAUUUUUAAUAUGCUGUGUUACAUUUAUGUGAUUGUAAUUAUAUGUGAUUAAAGAGAAUCUUAUCUUUUUAGUUAUACUCACCCUUACCUUUGGACUUAAAUGAAGUUAGAAUCUUUUCGGGGGAAAAACCGUAAUUUGCUUAAAGUUGGUGACAGAAUUGGCAGAGGUGAGUGUGCUGUGCUGUCUCUGUAAGUCCACAGUCUCUCCUGCUACAUGGCCUUUGCUCUAGGAGAGAACUGUGGCAUCACGUGGUCCUGCCACGCACGACCCUGUUUGGCAAGGGGUCACAUGGCCCAACAGGACCAGGUCUGUUUUGAUGUAUGAGGGAUGCUGUAGGAGAUGGAAUUUAUUUUUCAAGAGUGAGUGAUAUGGGGUUAAAAUUCAUGUUUAAAAUGCAUCUAGAAAUAAAGGUAAGCUUGAAUUGAUUGAAGUAGGGCAAAGUCUGGAUUAGGGCAGGGUGAGGAGUAUGCUAAGGUCAGACUUUCCUGAGCCAGAUCUGUUGCCAUUUACCCAGCUCUUCAAACCAUCAAAACGGUUGCAAGGUUGAAGGAAAAAGAGGAGGGAAUAGUCUUAUUACUCAUUUGCACGUCCCACGGCGGUCACAAGGAGGAAGGCCCACAUACUUCAGCUGAGAGUGGUCAGUCUAGUCCUUCCUAAAAGCAGAGGAUGCCUGUAAACAUACUGAAUUGGCUGUACUUGUCUUAUUCCUCUUUGGUGUGAUAGACUCCCUGUGUCAUGGCCCGUGAACCCUUUUGUUACUUUGAAGUACCUCUCACUCUGACUCGCAUCAUCAACAUUUCUAAGAUGCUGUAUUUCUAUUUUUGUGGUUUGGCUGUUGACAUAUAAACAUACACGACUAUGCUAGCCUGCCAGAGCAUACAAGAUUGCCUUUACCAUCAACUGACAAGACAGCCACCUCCCUGAUUCCUGACGUGUGAGCAAAGAGUGCAUUAUGGCACUGGCAUGUAACUGUUGAACAGCAUUAUUGUGCCAGUAGACAGCCUAUCUGUGGGCACCGAAUCAGAUGCAGCUCAAACAUCCAGGAAGGGUUUUAGCCCCAUUAUUUCUUAGGCUCUGUCCUAGCUCCUUUUUGUACUUGCAGGGCUUCUGCACAGCAGGCUUGCAAGAUUCCCUGCAGCUGCCUAAAGGGCUUUGGAAAGUAAUCUGUAGUAUUAGUGAAACUAACUAGAUCAAUGGCCUAGACAUGUCUCAUAAACUCUUCUCCCUUCAGAAGACUGUUUCUAGGCACUAAGCCUGCUCAUCCUGACAUGACCACUUGGUUAGGCAAGUGCGCUUGCCAAGAGACUGGCACUGUCUCUUCAUGGCCUCCAUGCCACAACAGCAGAUGCUCUCCAGGAAUUUGUCAGUUUGCAUUUGAUUUUCAUCCUCGCUGGUUUCUCUUCUUCCCGCUUUACCACCCAGGAGCAUUCUAAUAAAGUUACAAAUUUAAUCUACCCUCCAACUCUUCCAGGGAAGCCAGCUAGUUUAGGUGGGAUUUGGUCAGAAAAGCAGACAUCAUUUAAAGUGUUAGCAUAAUCUUUAAACAAGUGCAAUAAAGGAACUGGGGCUUUCCUAAAGGUGGAGUUACUGGGGGAGGCUGCAGCCCUGUGAGUCUUCAGCUUCAUAAGCCUCUUCAUCACUUUUCUCACAUGUCUUGGCUUAGUGACAGGUCCUUCUCAACCCAUUUGAAAGCCUUAAAGAAGAAUUAGAGACUUUGCUUGGCUGCUUCUUUGAUGCCAUGUUAAUUUGGUCUUUGUCUCAGCUGUAUCUUUAAUGAUCACAUUUUAUUUGAUAAAAAAAAGUUCAUUUCUGAUCCCAAAUCCUGUCCUCUCCUUCCACUGAGUUCCACCUGUAUGCCACCCAUCUCUGUGAGCCUCUGUCCUUACAGUGCUUUAUGUGAUGGAGUGACUAACAGCUGGCCUCCUCCAGAUCUCCCCAAAUGUCACAAGUACAGUAGAUACACUAGGAAAACUGAUGUCUUCCACAUUAUGGAAGGAUGAUGUAUCAGAGUUUGGUCUCAGGUACUAAUGGUUAAUUGGCUCCAAUGAAAAGUAUUGCUAAUCAUUUGAUAAACUUUAAUUGAAGACCACAGCUAAAAACAGUCACUGCCCAUUUGUAAGACUCAUUUAUCAGCAGACAGUGGAUACAGUCCUCACAUGAAAAACGGGAGGAAAAGCACAGAAUACAGAGGAAAAGACAGGUGGCAAACAAAGGAAACAGACAGUUGGCUGUCUUCAGAAAGAACGGAUUUAUUUAAAAAUACAGUUUGAUAGUAUGUAGUUAAAAAAGAAUCCUAGAAAUUGAAGAACUGCUGAAGUAAUUCAAUAGAAAAGUUAGAAGAUAAAAUAUUAGAAUAGAAAAUUCUGAUUUUUAAAUAUUUAAUGUUAGCCUUGUUACAAGUUGUAAUUGAGACCGUGGAGUACCUGCAAAUUACUGAAUUAAGCAUACACAGCAACCUGAAAUGUAAAGAGGUCAGUGCUUUGAUUAGCUAAACACUUUGUUGGAAAAGGUUGGAGACUACAUACACAACAGUGGUAAGUUUACAAAAAAUAAGCAACAUCAGGUGGUAGGAAAAUCCAAAUACUCUGUUAAUCAGUUCAUAUAUUCAGGUUAUUUGAGUUUCCUGAGAUUGUUGAGAGAACCCAAAGCCCUCAAAUUUUUUUAAUAAAAAACUUUAUGAUUAUUGUGUGCAUGUGUAUGAUUAGCAAGGGUGAAGGUAUGUUCCUUAGCAUGUGUACUUGGAGGUCAGAGGAUACCCUUGUGGAGUCUGUUCUACUUUCAUGUGGAUUCUGGGGAUUGAAGUCAGAUUUGAACUCCAAGCAUCUUUACCUAUUGAGCUAUGUCACCAGCCCUCCAAAUUGUUUUUAACCAUAACAUUUUCAUAUCCUUUGAGACUCUGAAAACAAUUUUAUUUUAUAUGUUGGUUAUGGUAAGUACUAUGUAGUCACUACAUAUUUAUGAUGGGAUAUUGUGUCAUGGAGAAAUUUGACUCGAAUGCUAUGUUUAUACCCUCAGUUGAUUGAUCAAUGUCAAUCAAUAAAUAUCUUUAUUCAGUAA
Grammomys surdaster is the source of this 4697-nucleotide messenger RNA. It is a transcript of the gene Dtwd1, whose product is annotated as DTW domain containing 1. Gene Ontology annotation, biological process: tRNA modification. Bases 485 to 1399 code for a protein of 304 amino acids. The transcript has 5 exons. Gene Ontology annotation, molecular function: tRNA-uridine aminocarboxypropyltransferase activity. Lineage: Eukaryota; Metazoa; Chordata; Mammalia; Rodentia; Muridae. The record is from RefSeq and is a predicted model, not a curated record. Gene Ontology annotation, cellular component: nucleus.